AUGAGUCUCAUUAAUAUUCCACGGAAGAAUAACCACACUGUUCUGAUUGAAAGCUCAUCAACAGUGAACCCAGUCUCAUUGUCACAUUCUAUAACAACAAUGUUAUUUUUAUCUGCUGUAAUGGUCGAAGACUUUGGAAUUUUUAACGACAGUGCUUUGAAAGGAAGGUACUUGAUGGGUUGGAGGUGUUUGUGUUGUUUUUCUUUUUUGCCCCAACUCUCUGUUUCGUCUAAAUGGUUAAGGCUAGACAAUUCUGAAAGUUUUCUUUUUCCAUUUUCUUUAGUAGUACUCUGUUUAGACUUAGCGUCAAAAUCAAGCGCACGAGUGCAAUUUCCUUUUCUAAUAUUGUACUUCAUUUGUUUGUGUACAUUCGUCACACGCUGUCUCAUAAGUCUUAAGAACCGGCCGCAUUUAAACCUACGGUCGCCUUCUAGUAUGUCUUGUUUGACUGUUUUAAACCAAGAUUCAACGGUACAAUUACUCUGGCGGAUUUCAAUGCCAUUGCUGACUUUAUUAUUCAUAAUAGGUGUCCACAGUGCUAAGAAAGCACAAUUUAAGGCUUCCGAUUUAACCUGUUCUUUGAUUGACUGA
Molecule: messenger RNA, 591 nt
Organism: Aphis gossypii (cotton aphid)
Lineage: Eukaryota; Metazoa; Arthropoda; Insecta; Hemiptera; Aphididae
Exons: 3
Coding region: 1-591 (196 amino acids)
Source: RefSeq, a predicted model, not a curated record